This is a messenger RNA of Dictyostelium discoideum AX4, 1584 nucleotides long. RefSeq lists its product as hypothetical. The transcript is spliced from 2 exons. NCBI's taxonomy places the organism in Eukaryota, Evosea, Eumycetozoa, Dictyosteliales, Dictyosteliaceae. The record is from RefSeq and is a predicted model, not a curated record. Bases 1 to 1584 code for a protein of 527 amino acids.
AUGGAAAUUGAUCCAAUUAUACUUUUAAAAGAUAAAAUUAAUUUAAUAAAAAAAAAAAUUGAAAACGAAAAUGACCCAUCAAAGUUAAAUAGUUUAAAAUUGAAAUUAAAUAGUUGCACUGGCCAGUUAAUAUUUUAUGAAAAAUUAAAAUCAGAGAAUUUAGAACAAUCAAAACAAUUAGAAUCAAAAAAUUUAAAAUUAAAAACCUUAGAAUCAGAUAAUUUAAAAUUAGAAUCAGAACUUCAAGAUUAUCUUGAAAAUAAUCUACAAGUCAGUCAUUUAAUAAAAAAUGGUGAGGUUUCAUUUGUUCCACACACCACUUCCGAAACAGAUUCAAAACAUGGUGAGUGCACAACAAUCGAUGCAAGUUUUACUCUUUUAGAUAAUCCAUAUUGCGAUGAAAAUUUAUUUAAACAUACUACUUCAAAGGUAUGGUGGAACCAUAAAAAUAGAAACUAUACUGUAUCAAAUGAAGCACAAACUAUAUCAGUUUUUCAAGAUCUUUUACAAGAUAUCAUUUGUCUCUGUGGUUUCAGUGACUCUAUGGAUAUAAUAAUUGAACAUGGUAUUACCAACAUGGUUCCAGACUUUAUGCUCGUUUCAAAAAAUGAUGUUCCUAAAGGUGUAAUAGAAAUUAAAAGGGCACCAUCAAAAGAAUUAACAGAUAAGAAAGAUAGAAAAAUAAGUGGCCAAAUUUUCGACUACAUGUGUUUGCUUAAAUAUUUUCACAAUUUAAAACAAGUAAUUGGUAUAACAAGUACAUAUUUAGAAUCAGAGAUAUUGUGGUUACAAGAAGAUCCAUUGAUUAACGAAAAUAACAUUAACAACAUUAAAGAAAACAUUAGUAAAAACAAAUCAAAAAUCAACCCACAAUCUGUACCAACCAAAUUAUCAAAAACUUUUGUUCCCAAAUUAAGAAAUAGUAAAAAAACUUCAAGAUCACCAUCUGGUUUAGUUACAAAUAGAAUUGAUAGAAAGGUUUAUAAAUCUCAAGUCAUUGCGCAGAAUGACCCAGACUAUGUCAAAACAUUAUGUUCAGUUGUCCAAAGAAUGUACUAUUCAGAAACAAAUCCUGAAGAAGGUUCAAAUUCAAGACAUUAUAUUCAAAUCAAUUCCACUUCAUGGUUUUGGGUAAAACUUGAACAAGAAAUCAUUCCAAAUUAUUCACAACUUCUCGAUAUCGAUACUGAAAAUCCACCAGAUUUAGAAAAUCCACUCUUACUCGAAGAUUUAGGAUCAGGAGGUGAUGGAAAAUGUUGGCUUGCCUUUAAUCUUGAUUCAGAUGUUUUCGUUAUAAAGUUUUUCAAAGAUGAAACCAACGCAGAAAUUGAGAAAUUUUUUUGGAAAGAGAUAUGGGGUAUUAAUACACAUGUUACUGUUUUAAAUAAAAAGAGAUCAUUGAUAAUUCCAUAUUUUAAAAUCUUAACAGAUGAGGACUGGAAUGAUGAUAGAGUGUUCAAGUUAGUUAAAGAAUCUUGUAAAAUUUUCUCACAAAAAGGUUAUUUUCAUAAAGAUUUAUCUCAGAGACAUGUUGCCAAAUAUACAGAAUCUGAUAAAAUUAAGAUAGUAUUCAUAGAUUUAUGA